CUGUUCGCUCUAACUUGGAAAUUCCAUAGAUUUAAAAUAAUAAAUAUAACCUUACUUUUUAUUUGACUAAAAUCUAAAAUCGCAUAUAUUUAUAUAAGGUUUAUUUACUUGAAAAAGAAUUCGGCUUAUGUUAUUUUAUUCAAAAUUAAUUGAAUUUCGACAAAGUAUAAAAUAUAUUUAUUUCAUAAAGUUCACAAAUCUGUACCGAACAUUAAAAAUGGACGAGAAAAACAAGUGUGAUUUAAAGGAAAUUUCAGAAGGUUUAGCUACAAUUAAAACAAGAGGAAACGUAUUUUAUAAUCCUGUACAAGAAUUUAAUAGAGAUUUAAGUAUUUCAGUUAUAUCAGUGUUUGCCAAACAAUUUCGUCAAGAAAAAUUGGAAAAAGCUAAAUCUUCAGAACAGGAAACCAUUGAUUGGCAAGCUGGGACCAAAUAUGAGGAUGGUCUAUAUAUUUUAGAAGCCCUAUCAGCUACAGGAUUAAGAAGUAUUAGAUAUGCUAAAGAAAUACCAGGUGUUAAGGAGAUAGUGGCCAAUGAUUUAUCAGCAAAAGCUGUAGAAGAUAUUGUAAAUAAUAUUAAAUGUAACAACGUUGAACAACUGGUGACACCAAGCCAUAGUGAUGCAGUUAUAUUAAUGUACCAACACAAACACCACCAAAACCAAUUUGAUGUGAUUGAUCUUGAUCCAUAUGGUUGUCCUUCAAUAUUUCUUGAUUCAGCAAUACAGGCAAUUAAAGAUGGAGGUUUGUUAUUGGUAACAGCAACCGAUAUGGCAGUCUUAGCAGGAAAUUCACCUGAAACUUGUUACACCAAAUAUGGAGCUAUAUCACUAAGGAUAAAAAGUUGCCAUGAGAUGGCACUUAGAAUUUUAUUACAAUGUAUAGAGUCUCAUGCUAACAGAUAUGGAAGAUACAUAGUACCAUUAAUAUCAUUGUCAGCAGAUUUCUAUAUCAGAGUGUUUGUGAGGGUAUAUUCCGGGCAAUACAAAUGUAAAUUCAGCACUAGCAAAUUAUCUCAUGUCUAUCACUGUACAGGAUGCGAUAGUUUUACUCUUCAACCUUUAGGUAUAUUAAAAACCAAUGAGAAAAAUACUAAUUUAGUCAAAUUCAAAAUUCCCACUGGUCCUGCCGUUAGCCAAAAAUGUGAACACUGUGGACAUCCUCACCAUAUAGGAGGACCGAUUUGGUCAGCACCUAUACAUUCUCCUGAAUUCGUUAAGCAAAUCCUACAGACAGCUUCGGAAAAAUUAGUGACUAUUCGCCGUAUUCAAGGUGUAUUAAAUGUUGUAUCUGAAGAAUUACAUGAUGUGCCUUUAUAUUAUACUUUGGAAAAAAUGUGUGGGACUCUUCAUGUUGAAACCCCUCAAAUGAUAAUUAUCCGAUCUGCCAUACUCAAUGCUGGUUACAGAGUAUCUUUUUCACACAUGAACAAAACUUCUAUAAAAACUGAUGCACCCACAAAGGUAAUCUGGGAUAUAAUGCGUUCCUGGGAAAAAUUACAUCCAGCUUCAAAAAAGCGACUUACCGAAGGUUCACCUGCAGCUGAAAUUUUGUCUAAAACUCCCGAAAAAGAGUAUUCAUUCACAAAGCACCCAAAAGCUAACCCUCCUUCAAGACAAUUAGGAUUCAUAAGGUUUCAGGCGAAUCCUUUACCGCAUUGGGGUCCUGGUUCAAGAAAUACUGCAAUGGUUGGAGACCAAAAAAUUUCAAAAAGUAAGAAGAACCAAGGUAAGAGAAAAAGGGAAGAUUCGCCAGAAACUGAAGAAAAAAACUAAUAUAAAAUUAUUUUAUUGCUUAAAAUAUAAUGAAUUAAGUUAUAUUAUUG
Psylliodes chrysocephalus is the source of this 1824-nucleotide messenger RNA. NCBI's taxonomy places the organism in Eukaryota, Metazoa, Arthropoda, Insecta, Coleoptera, Chrysomelidae. The record is from the annotation of a GenBank genome assembly.